Phytomonas sp. Hart1 is the source of this 1611-nucleotide messenger RNA. The record is from the annotation of a GenBank genome assembly. NCBI's taxonomy places the organism in Eukaryota, Euglenozoa, Kinetoplastea, Trypanosomatida, Trypanosomatidae.
AUGGCCGCGACCUUUCAGUUCAAGAAUCAAAUCGUAGGGGAGGUAGUUAUCCUCCCCUCGUGGAGCAAGGAGUCAUGCCGGGUGGAUUCGAGCGCGCAGACCAUACCUGUGGUCACCCGGAAUGUCGAAACCCAGUCCACGCUGAAAUCCCUUAAUCUUGACGAGCAGGUCGACAAAGCGGUGGGGACCGAGACGCACACCACCACCCAGGCCUCCAUGGUGGGCCUUGAAUACGUCUACGACACCCACAUCCCCUACAACGAAGCCACCCUCGCGUCCUUCCUACGGUCCCGGAAGGAGGAAUGCCUUGCCAUCCUCCACCACAACACCAAGAGCGCGAUUUUUGACAAUUAUGAGCCGAAUUGGGUCACCCACACGACGGAACUCACCCCUCUUCACACCCUCACCUCCCCCCACGCGGUGGAGGGCGAUUUGCACGCCCUGGGGCUGUCCUGGAAUGCCAGCGGGACGAUGUUGGCGGUGGCGUACGGGCGAAUCGACACCUCGGGGUGGUGUUAUCACAACGGGUAUGUGGGGGUGUGGAACCUGACGCGGUUCGAUUUGAACCGGAAUAACCCGCACUACACCCUCGAAACGGACAUGCACGCGACCUGCGUGGCAUUUCACCCGAAAAUCUCCCACAUGCUGGCGGUGGGGACGUAUAGCGGCGAGGUGAUUCUCGUCCCGGAUAUCACGGAGGAGAUCCCGACGGAGUACUCCACACGACGAACGGGGUUGGCCCAUCAUGAGCCCAUCACCGCGCUGGAAUGGGUGCAGGAAGUGCAGGAACACCGCGAAGCCUAUCGCUAUUUACUCUGCUCCGCCGCGCAGGACGGCCAAGUGAUGUAUUGGAGCCCGCCCCACAAAAUGGAGGCCCCGUCCGCCGUUUUUGGCGUGCCGCAUAAACGUCAGACGGCGGUGGGGAUCUCGUCUAUCGCCCAUGUUUACUCGACCGGGCUUACAAACUUAGGGGAGCCACCAAAAAUGUCGAACCCGAUAUUGGUGGGGUUGGAAAACGGAGAAAUCGGCUGUGGCCGCACUCCUUUGAUUGCAAACGUGGCGGAAAAGACCGCCACGGCGGCCUCCCCGCUAGAAUUGGACUGGAUUAAAGGACAUCACGGACCGGUCCAGGCCCUCAGCCCUUCCCCCUUUUUUCGACAUCUUUUUCUGACCUGCUCCUCCGACGGCACGGUGAACCUUUCCCACAACCUCGACCGCGUCCACCUCCUCACUCUCGAGCCCUCAGCCGAUACCAAGCACUUCUUGUACGACGCGCAAUUCAGCCCUUCGCGGCCAAGCGUCGUCGCGGUGGUCUCCCGCAGCGCUUUUUUGCAUAUUUAUGACCUCCAAAGCUCGCGAUUUCGUCCGGUUUUCUCGGUGGAGGCCGGGAUGGAUGGGGCCGAGGUGAUCUCCACGCGGUUUAAUCGAAAAUCCGCGGACUUGUUGGCCACCGGCGAUGCACGCGGGUCUGUAAGAGUGUGGAAGCUCCCGGCGGUCUUAACGCAAAUCACAGAGCACGAACGGGUGGCCAUUCGUAUUGAACAACAUGCAGUUGGCGAGAACUCUGAGGAGGAUAAAACAGAUCCUAUUCGAGCACUUCUGGAGCAUUAG